AUGGAAGAAGUUGUAGUACCAAGAAGCUUUAGACUAUUGGAUGAGCUAGAACGUGGACAAAAAGGACAAGCUUCAGAUGGUGUUUCUUGGGGUUUGGAUAAUCCAGAUGAUAUUACUCUUGGGACAUGGGCUUGUACAAUAUUUGGACCUCCUAACACUACUUUUGAAAAUAGGAUAUACUCACUUACAAUAGAAUGUGGGCCUAAUUAUCCUAAUGAAGCUCCACAAGUGAAAUUCAAUACUAAAAUAGCUUUAAACUGUGUAGAUAGCAGGGGUAUAGUAUCUCCAAAUUUUCCAAUAUUAAAACAAUGGCAACGUAAUUUCUUUAUUGAGAAUGUACUUAUUGCACUCAGACACGAAAUGGCAUCAAAUGCAAACAGAAGAUUAGCUCAACCUUUAGAAGGAACUUGCUAUAAUGAUCUAUAA
Molecule: messenger RNA, 426 nt
Organism: Cryptosporidium muris RN66
Lineage: Eukaryota; Apicomplexa; Conoidasida; Eucoccidiorida; Cryptosporidiidae
Product: ubiquitin-conjugating enzyme E2, putative
Exons: 2
Coding region: 1-426 (141 amino acids)
Biological process (GO): protein K63-linked ubiquitination; DNA damage tolerance
Cellular component (GO): nucleus
Source: RefSeq, a predicted model, not a curated record